Molecule: messenger RNA, 2916 nt
Organism: Sugiyamaella lignohabitans
Lineage: Eukaryota; Fungi; Ascomycota; Dipodascomycetes; Dipodascales; Trichomonascaceae
Gene: PRP24
Product: Prp24p
Exons: 1
Coding region: 1-2916 (971 amino acids)
Cellular component (GO): cytosol
Molecular function (GO): mRNA binding; protein binding
Source: RefSeq, a predicted model, not a curated record
AUGGACGUUACAGUGGACAGUACAGAAGCUCAAGAUGGCGGUGUGCAAGAAUUGCAAGACCUAUAUCUAGCUUUGGAGUCCGACUUAUAUCUUCCUGAAACACACAUCAAGUUAAUAAACAAACUGCGUGAACUGUCAAUGGUUGAUGAGUUGGAGGCCGCGAGGUCUGUCAUGGAAUCAAUUCUCGCUCCGUCGCAACAAAUCUGGUUGGACUGGAUAGAAGACUAUCAAACAUGGGGCAAAAGUGUUGAAGAAAUAUCUAAUUUAUUUUCCACUGCACUCAAGACAUGUCCAACUGUGGAUAUUGUUGAGGUUUAUGGCAGAUUUAUCUUGCAAUUGAUUGAAAACGGGGUUAUCAAAGAUGCGUAUACUGGAAUUGACGACUCCGAGUCUCCUCUUAACCAGCACCUCAUGAAUUUAGCUGGCGGGCUAGACGAAACUCAAAACAAUAUUGCCCAGAGCCACAAGGCUUGGAAUGCAUAUAGGGAUAUUUUUGUAUUUUUGCUGGCGCAAGAGAAGGCUAGUCAAUCGGGUACUACUUUAAAGAUCCUUCCAAGGUUGAAAGAACUUUAUCUCGCUCGGCUUCGAAUCCCCCAUGCCGAAAUCGCAACUACGUUUUCCGACUUUUCCACUUUUGUAACCACUUAUUACAAUUCAACCUAUGAGGGAGAAAUGGUGGCUGCUAACAAAAUCUACUCUGAAACGUUGAAAAUACUAAACUAUCGUGAUAGCUGGGAAUUGAAGUUAAAAUCGGAUCCAUCUUUGCAAACGUUUGCUGAUUACAUUCAAUGGGAGCUGGAAAGACCAAAGCGAUACUUCCGUGCAGAUCUAGUACAGGGUCUUUAUGAGCGCGUCAUAGAACUCUACCAGUAUGUGGCUCUAGUAUGGGACGAUUAUAUCAUAUUUCUUUGCGAGCAGCCAAAGUCCUUUUCAAGAAAGACUGUGGAAUCAGCUAUCCAGCGAGCAACCAAGUCCUGUCCAACUUCGGGCUCUUUGUGGGCACAUCGCAUUAGGGUGUCAGAAUCGUAUGGGGCAGAUUUCGAGGACAUUAUAGGCUUGAAAAUGACAAUAGAUGAUAUAUCUGCUUUUGCAGCUGAAAAUGAAGAUUAUGACAAUUGGAAACCGCUCGCCCUUGCUUGGCUAGCAUAUUUAUUUCGAGCUAAUACUUCAUCUGACAACCUCUUUAUCGACCAGCUUAGGGAUGACUGUAACUUUUCACUUGAAAAAUCAUAUUCUUUCGGCAAACAAGAUCCUAACUUUGAAGUUGAGUCACUUGUCAUUGGCAUAUUUACCCGUCUAGGCGAAAGCGACAAUGUCAGAAAUAUUUGGAAGCGAGUAUCCAAGUACCAAGGUACCAAGGCUAUAUUUUGGCUAAAGUGGUUUGAAUGGGAAAAGUCACAGAGCGGUAAUUCCUAUACGAAUGCACUUGACGUUUUGAAGAUACCCCUGUCGCGAAAUAAUAUUGACUGGCCUGAAAUGAUCAUUCAAGCUUAUACUGAAUUCGAAAGACUGAAUGGCAGUGCAUACUCCACGCAACAGUCUGUAAUCACUUCUCGGAGAAAGCUAUACGAGAUUGCUAAGAAGCGAAGCAAGGAAUCUUAUGAUCAACAGUUAUAUCAAGAUUCAGAGACUGGAACGAAAGAAAAUGCUGAAUUAAAUAUAGAAGGACCAUCUGCCAAUGCUGAGAAUGCAAGCGAGACCCCGUCAUCUAAAAAGCGUAGUCAUGAACAGGUCGAAAGUUCAAAUGUUUCAGAUGCGCCCACAAAGCAACCCAAAACGACUGACCACAGAGAUAGAGAGCAUAAUACUGUCAUAGUCUAUGAUCUCCCUUCCGAAACUACGGAAAAAGACCUGGAAGGCUUCUUUAACGAAUGUGGUAAUAUUGUCUCCGUUAUUCAGCAUACAGAAGCUAAUUCCGCCGUUGUAGAGUUCUCCAACCAAGAUGAUACGAAGGCGGCUCUGACUCGUGACCACAAGUCUAUAAAAGAUAAAGAAGUAAGAGUCACUUCAGGGUACCAAACUACUUUGUUUGUAACAAAUUUCCCUGCUUCUGCUACCAAAGAGAGCCUAACAGAGCUCUUUAAAAAAUAUGGUCAAGUUAUCAGCGUACGCUUUCCUUCUCUUAAGUACAACACUAACCGGAGAUUCUGUUAUGUCCAGUACCUAUCAUCAGAGAGUGCUAAGAGUGCUGUUGGAGAGUUAGACGGUUCGGGGAUUUUUGAUGAAGAGGAAAAGCUAGUUGUCAAGAUAUCCGACCCGUCAAAUAAACAGACCCGUUCAGGAGGCAAUGCUGAAGGACGGGAAUUGUAUAUUAAAAGUGUUGAUUUCAGUCUAAAUGAGGACUUUGUACGCUCGACUUUUGCGAAGUACGGAACAGUUGAAAAACUGAGGCUCCCACCAUCGAAAAGGCCUGGUAGACUUCACGAUGGUUAUGGGUUUGUAACGAUGUCAACCGUUGAUGAGGCAAAUACCGCUAUCGAAGCUUUAGAUGGAUCUAUUCUUGGUGAUACUGGAAGAGUAGUAUCUGUAUCCAUUGCGGGAAAGGCUCCUAGUAAAAAGUCGACUAAAGUCGUCAAAAUCAAUCACAAUGACCAAUCAAGGAAGCUUACUGCUAGCGAAAUCGAGUCAAAAACUAUUUAUAUAUCCAAUCUUUCGGAUACGGUUAACGAUGCCCAGCUAAGGUCAAUACUGGAGAAAUACGGCCCAUUGCAUAAGAUUGUUUUGAAGCCUGAUCUAGAAGGCGCCAUUGUAGAAUAUGAGACUGUGGCUGACGCUGGUAAGGCAUCGCUAUCUCUCGACGGCCAGAAAAUUGCUGAUAAGCCCAUUAGGCUUGGUUCCUCCAUUGUCAAGCCGGCGCCAAAUCCAAAAAAGAGCACAAUGUUUAUGCCUCCAAGUGCCCGAGGAAAAAAGCGUUAA